Messenger RNA from Chroicocephalus ridibundus (black-headed gull), 1253 nucleotides. RefSeq names its product capping actin protein of muscle Z-line subunit beta (gene CAPZB). NCBI's taxonomy places the organism in Eukaryota, Metazoa, Chordata, Aves, Charadriiformes, Laridae. Gene Ontology annotation, biological process: actin cytoskeleton organization; cell morphogenesis; barbed-end actin filament capping. The record is from RefSeq and is a predicted model, not a curated record. Gene Ontology annotation, molecular function: actin filament binding. The transcript has 10 exons. Bases 152 to 985 code for a protein of 277 amino acids. Gene Ontology annotation, cellular component: F-actin capping protein complex; cytoplasm.
GCGAAGGGGCGGGGCGGUGCGGGGCUGACCCGGAUGUUCACUCCUAGGCAACGGCGGAAGUGGAAGGGCCGCGGCCUGCCUCGGAGGGAGACCGGACGGGACCGGGAGGCGCCGCCGUUGCUACCGCCCAGCGCAGCCCCGCCGAGCCGCCAUGAGUGACCAGCAGCUGGAUUGUGCCUUGGAUUUGAUGAGGCGUCUGCCUCCGCAGCAGAUAGAGAAGAAUCUCAGUGACCUCAUUGACUUGGUCCCAAGCCUCUGUGAAGAUCUCCUCUCCUCUGUUGAUCAGCCAUUGAAGAUUGCGCGAGAUAAGGUGGUAGGAAAAGACUACCUAUUGUGUGACUACAACAGAGAUGGAGACUCGUAUAGAUCACCGUGGAGUAACAAAUACGAUCCUCCCCUGGAAGACGGUGCCAUGCCAUCUGCUCGCCUGCGCAAGCUGGAGGUGGAAGCCAACAAUGCCUUUGACCAGUACAGAGACUUGUAUUUUGAAGGUGGAGUCUCCUCUGUCUACCUCUGGGAUCUGGAUCAUGGCUUUGCCGGGGUGAUCCUCAUUAAGAAAGCUGGAGAUGGAUCAAAGAAGAUUAAGGGAUGCUGGGAUUCCAUCCACGUGGUGGAGGUUCAGGAGAAAUCCAGUGGUCGUACUGCUCAUUACAAGCUGACCUCCACAGUGAUGCUGUGGCUGCAGACUAAUAAAACUGGUUCUGGUACCAUGAACCUUGGAGGGAGCCUUACCAGACAGAUGGAGAAAGAUGAGACUGUGAGCGACUCCUCUCCACACAUAGCCAAUAUCGGACGCUUGGUAGAGGACAUGGAAAACAAAAUCAGAAGUACACUGAAUGAGAUUUAUUUUGGCAAAACGAAGGACAUCGUUAACGGGCUGAGAUCUAUUGAUGCUAUCCCCGACAACCAAAAGUAUAAGCAGUUGCAGAGGGAGCUUUCUCAAGUGUUGACCCAGCGCCAGAUCUACAUCCAGCCUGAUAACUAAACCAAUCCAGGUCUGUGCAGACUUUCGCAGACAAAUCAAAACAAGAAGCUCUUAAAAACGACCUGGUGGAGGCUUUGAAGAGAAAGCAGCAAAGUUAAAGUACUCUUCAUGCUAACAAGACAUGCCAUGCACUCGUUAGAUUCCUUUCUUAGAAAACUCAUCCCCCCCCCUUCCCCCUUGCCCUUUUCUGUUACGUCACGUCACGAUUUGCAUUCAGUACUAUCCAUGCAACGCCAUCCUCUCCCCAUGAAUAAAGCUGUACAAACUU